Neofelis nebulosa (Clouded leopard) is the source of this 5306-nucleotide messenger RNA. RefSeq names its product salt inducible kinase 2 (gene SIK2). Gene Ontology annotation, biological process: protein phosphorylation; microtubule cytoskeleton organization; intracellular signal transduction. The coding region runs from base 113 to 2881 and encodes 922 amino acids. Gene Ontology annotation, cellular component: cytoplasm. Gene Ontology annotation, molecular function: tau-protein kinase activity; protein serine/threonine kinase activity; ATP binding. The transcript is spliced from 15 exons. The record is from RefSeq and is a predicted model, not a curated record. NCBI's taxonomy places the organism in Eukaryota, Metazoa, Chordata, Mammalia, Carnivora, Felidae.
CCCUGCGGAGCGGGAGGGAGUGAGCGAGGGAGCGAGCGGAGCGGCGUCGCCGGAGCCCAGCCGCGCCGCCAGCCCGCGCUCCAGUCCGCCGUGUCUAGCAGCGGGGCCCAGCAUGGUCAUGGCGGAUGGCCCGAAGCACUUGCAGCGCGGGCCGGUCCGGGUGGGCUUCUACGACAUCGAGGGCACGCUGGGCAAGGGUAACUUCGCUGUGGUGAAGCUGGGGCGGCACCGGAUCACCAAGACGGAGGUGGCGAUAAAAAUAAUAGAUAAAUCUCAGCUGGAUGCAGUGAACCUUGAGAAAAUCUACCGAGAAGUACAAAUAAUGAAGAUGUUAGACCACCCUCAUAUCAUCAAACUUUACCAGGUAAUGGAGACCAAAAAUAUGUUGUACCUUGUGACAGAAUAUGCCAAAAAUGGAGAGAUUUUUGACUACCUUGCUAAUCAUGGCCGGUUAAAUGAGUCUGAGGCCAGGCGCAAAUUCUGGCAAAUCCUGUCUGCCGUCGAUUAUUGUCAUGGUCGGAAGAUUGUGCACCGUGAUCUCAAGGCUGAAAAUCUCCUGCUGGAUAGCAACAUGAACAUCAAACUAGCAGAUUUCGGUUUUGGAAAUUUCUUUAAAAGUGGUGAACUGCUGGCAACAUGGUGUGGCAGCCCUCCUUAUGCGGCCCCCGAAGUCUUUGAAGGGCAGCAGUAUGAAGGACCACAGCUGGAUAUCUGGAGCAUGGGAGUGGUUCUUUACGUCCUUGUCUGUGGAGCUCUGCCUUUUGAUGGACCAACUCUUCCAAUUUUGAGGCAGAGAGUUUUAGAAGGAAGAUUCCGGAUUCCCUAUUUCAUGUCUGAAGAUUGUGAGCACCUUAUUCGAAGGAUGUUGGUCCUAGACCCGUCCAAACGGCUAACCAUAGCUCAAAUCAAGGAGCAUAAAUGGAUGCUUGUAGAAGUUCCUGUUCAGAGACCUGUUCUCUAUCCACAAGGGCAAGAAAAUGAGCCAUCCAUUGGGGAAUUUAAUGAGCAGGUUCUGCGAUUGAUGCACAGCCUUGGAAUAGAUCAGCAGAAAACCAUUGAGUCUUUACAGAACAAGAGCUAUAACCACUUUGCUGCCAUUUAUUACUUGUUGGUGGAGCGUCUGAAAUCACACAGGAGCAGCUUUCCUGUGGAGCAGAGACUGGAUGCCCGCCAGCGUCGGCCCAGUACCGUGGCUGAACAAACAGUUGCCAAGGCCCAAACUGUGGGGCUCCCGGUGACCGUGCACUCCCCAAACGUGCGGCUGAUGCGGUCUGCCCUCCUCCCUCCCGCAUCCAACGUGGAGGCCUUUUCAUUCCCAGCGUCCAGCUGUCAGGCAGAAGCGGCCUUUAUGGAAGAAGAAUGUGUUGACACACCAAAGGUUAAUGGCUGCCUGCUGGACCCUGUGCCUCCCGUCCUCGUGAGGAAGGGGUGCCAGUCGUUGCCCAGCAACAUGAUGGAGACGUCUAUCGAUGAGGGGCUGGAGACGGAGGGGGAGGCUGAGGAAGACCCCAGCCAGGCCUUCGAUGCGUUCCAGUCCACACGCGGUGGGCAGAGACGGCACACUCUGUCAGAAGUGACCAAUCAGCUGGUCGUGGUGCCUGGUUCAGGGAAAAUUUUCUCCAUGAGUGACAACCCCUCCCUUGACAGUGUGGACUCUGAGUAUGAGAUGGGGUCUGUUCAGAGGGACCUGAACUUUCUGGAGGACAACCCUUCCCUUAAGGACAUCAUGUUAGCCAAUCAGCCGUCCCCACGCAUGACCUCUCCCUUCAUCAGCCUGAGACCUACCAACCCAGCCAUGCAGGCUUUGAGCUCCCAGAAGCGAGAGGCUCACAACAGGUCACCAGUGAGCUUCAGAGAGGGCCGCAGGGCGUCGGAUACCUCCCUCACCCAAGGAAUUGUGGCAUUUAGACAACAUCUUCAGAAUCUGGCUAGAACCAAAGGAAUCCUAGAGUUGAACAAAGUGCAGCUGCUGUAUGAACAGCUAGGGCCAGAGGCAGACCAGGACUUGGCCCCAGCGGCACCCCAGCUCCAGGACCUUGCUGGCGCUUGCCCUCAGGAGGAAGUUUCUCAGCAGCAGAAAACGGUCUCCACUGUCCCCAGCAGUGUGCGUCCUCAGCUGUCCCCACGGCAAAGCCUGGAGGCCCAGUACCUGCAGCACAGACUCCAGAAGCCCAGCCUUCUGUCCAAAGCCCAGAACACCUGUCAGCUUUAUUGUAAGGAAGCCCCGCGGAGCCUGGAACAGCAGCUGCAGGAACACAGACUCCACCAGAAGCGACUCUUUCUGCAGAAACAGUCUCAGCUGCAGGCCUAUUUUAAUCAGAUGCAGAUAGCGGAGAGCCCCUUCCCGCCGCCCCUUCCCCGCCAGGAGGCGUCUGCGCAGGCGCCGCCGCCCCCGCCCUUCGGCCUGGCCCAGCCCCUGAGCCCCGUCCUGGAACCCGCCCCGGAGCAGAUGCAGUACAGCCCCUUCCUCGGCCACCAGUACGAGGACCUGCGGCUGCAGCCCCUGCCUGCCUCGCCCGGGCCCCGGGCCCCUGCGCUGCCCGUGCACCUGCAGCAGCAGCAGCAGCCGCCGCCGCCGCCGCCCCCGCCGCCGCCCCCGCAGGCGGGAGCCGCCCCCGCGCCCCUCCGCUUCCCCUAUCAGACUUGCGAGCUGCCGGGGGCGGCCUCCCCUGAGCCGGACUAUCCCCCGCCCUGUCAGUACCCCAUGGAUGGAGCCGCGCAGAGCGGCCUCGCCGCGCAGGACUGUCCCAGGAGCUCAGGACUGCAGGAGGCCGCCUCCAGCUACGACCCCCUGGCUCUCGCCGAGUUCCCUGGACUCUUCGACUGUGAGAUGCUGGAGGCUGUGGAUCCACAGCACGGGGGCUACGUCCUGGUAAAUUAACCUCGGCGCAGGAAGUGAGGCGGCUCAAGUGAGGGAAGAAUGUGGAUUUCUAUUUUUUUUCCAGCCUUUUAAGUGUCAAGCUUACUUUCCUGCCCUCUCCCAAAAGGAGAAAAACCACGUUGCCCAACUGGAAUCAAGAGGGCCUGGCCAGGCGCGCAGCGCUUCCUCUUGGCUCUGUCUCACCGCGGUCUUGUGGGGCGAGGGCCUGGAACACGUCGGAGCUGAAGCCCGGGCCCUUAGAUCAAGUGGAGAAACGCUGGUGGGAGGCGCUGACAGAUGUUGUCAUGAGACAUCCAGACCUAGGUUUUCUGUAGACCUACAGCAGUUCGUUACCGGGGGAAACCUUGGUGAACGGCUGUGUGCCAUUAGAUCUGGGCAAAACGAAACACAAAAAAAAUGCAAUAUAUUUUUCACUGAAGCCAAGCGACAGCCCGUCAUGUUCAGGCAGGUCGAGAAAUACGUAGUGGGAUUUGACGCAUAGGAAGGAAAAUUGUGCUCCGUCACCGAAUCCUAAGUUUGAAGCUGCUGAUGCAGGUUGUCCCCAAGGCCACUGCAAAGCAGGGGGACGUGAGCUUUGUUUCAGGGGCUGCUGAGUGACAGCCGGGACUGAGCCUUGAUACUGGCAGUCGUCUCCACCUGGAGCAGUGAUUCCCCCCCCCCCCUUUUCAGAGGUUUCUGGGGCUCCUACUCUGUUACCUGUAGAACCACGAGACCCACCACAGUGGAGACUGGGGAGCACCGGCCCUGGGCCAGGGGAGGAUGGGCUCUUCCCGCAGAGUCUUCUGUGGAGACCGCUGCUCCCGGGCGGUCAGUCUUCAGAAGGCCUUGCGGCGCUUUUAAAAUGUAGUCACUACUUUGACUUUAUACUCUAUGUUGCUAGUAGUUUAUGGAGCUUUGUACAUUUGGACAGUUUCAUGUAGGGCUUAGCAAUUCUAAGGACAAGAAAAAUGAACUUCGAUCUCCCAUGUGAAGUGGUAGUGCCGUGCCUUUUUUGCCCAGACCGUGCUUUAAUUCUUUCUUUUCUGUAGAAACCAACAGUUUUCCAUUUAUGUCAAGGCUGAAUCCAAAGUCCCUUCGGAGUUUGUUUUCCACCAUGUGGGAAUCGCGUUCUUCAUUUCCUUCAAAGUUUUAACUUGUAAUGAAAUGUUCAAGUAUUACAGCAAUAUUCAGAACCACAGAUGUGUUAACCAUCUAGCAGACCAUCUGCCAAACACGUUCUAGGACUAGCGAAACGUAACCUUAACCCUUCCAGUUCACUCAUCAGAGGAAGUCAAAGCUAGAUGCACCAGCUAGUUCAUUGUGUACCUAGAAGGAGCGAGUAACCACCCCGCGUUACAAACCCAGUGUUCCUGACAGACGGUCGUUUGUCCUGUAGCCUGGCCUGUCCUAGCAGCAGGUGACUGGGCUGAGCACAAAGCGUCACAAAGCACAAAGAGAGACACUACACUGAUGCUGCAUCUAGAAACACCUUUAAGUUGCCUUUCCUCUUUGUAGUCUGCCCGAGUAGGUGAGAAGCCCCUAGCCCGGUAUCAGGGAGGCCCUCUGCAGGGGGGUGGGGGUCCGGGGUUAGCAAGAGAGGGUGCGGUGGAGGACUGUUGUUUUUUUGAUGGCCACAAGUCAUGAAAACCCAGGAGGAAUGAAUUCUGUUCAUUCUGUGGAUUAUUUAUUCCUCCUUGUGCUUCAGAUUCAUGGUUUCGGAAGAUAGAGAACAUCGUUUCAUUUAAGCGAUGCUUGUGUUACCAUCUCUAACCUGUUUUCAGUCUGCAAAAUAAGCCAGUUAUGAAACACGGUUUGAUUUUAGACUAAAGGAUUUUUUUCCAAAAUCUACAGAAGCGCUGUAGUAUUUGUGAAAUUAAAAUGCCUUCCGGCCUGAAACUGGGGUCGCAAGAAUGGCACUUAGAGGUGGACACAGAGGCCGUGGGCCAUGAGCCUGGGAAACCUCUGAGCUAUGGCUGACAGGUGAGGCCGGCCUGGGGGGACAGUCCCAGCAGCCACCAGGUCUGGGAGGCACUCCCCCGGUGAACAGCGUGAACCACUCUGCCGGACCCGUGUCGUAAGCUCCUGUUUGCUUUCCUCAUUUCAAGCAGCAAUCAAUAAAUUCCACAACGAUCGUCUUGACUGAAAUGUAAGCUGGUGAGCGGAGACUGGUGGUGGUCAAGUGUUUUCCCAGCCCUGUGUGAUCUGCCCCCUAACUAGUGACCUCUGUACGCUUCUGAGUUUUCACACACACUAAGAUGACACUAAGAAGGCUUCGUAUUGCUCUGUUUAUGAGGCUUCUCUGAAAUCCUCCAGUCUGUUUCACGUUAGCAGUGUGUGCACUACUGUAUAGUAAUCAUUAGCUUUAUUGUCUUGUAAACCAGGCUCCUCUGAAGAGACUUUGGUGAGAUGAACGUGAGGUAAAAAUGUCAUUCGGCAAAAAGUGCAA